Messenger RNA from Ostrea edulis (European flat oyster), 6120 nucleotides. Its product is annotated as sine oculis-binding protein homolog A-like. Bases 3007 to 5361 code for a protein of 784 amino acids. Gene Ontology annotation, cellular component: nucleus. The record is from RefSeq and is a predicted model, not a curated record. Lineage: Eukaryota; Metazoa; Mollusca; Bivalvia; Ostreida; Ostreidae. The transcript is spliced from 4 exons. Gene Ontology annotation, biological process: animal organ development.
UUCCAGGGUUUCAUUCUUCAUUUUCAGUGAAUUGAUUAUUAUUUUCCUCUAGGAUUUUCUUUUUCUUUACUUUUUUGUACCGUGCAAAUUGAUUUUUCUCAUAAAUCAAAUUAUUCUCCAAGAUAUCACGAGAAGAUUUCCACUUCCAUUUUCCCCCUUAAUUUCAUCGUCCAUUCAAGAUGUUUAUCAAUGGAAUCGGGUUGGUUACCUUUUGCACCAUGUUAUCUUUCAUUAUUUUUCAUCAACUUUUGAAACCUGCUCUUGGGUUUGUUAGUUACUGUUCUGAAGAGAUCGCAUGAUGAUGUAAAAGAAAGCAGACGAUGGCACACACAGAAGCGUUCCAUAGAUUCUUGUCCAUUUUUAUAAGAACUGUUGUAACCCAAUCUUCCCCGUUUCCCGCUUUGUAAAAGAUGUAAACAGGAACACAUUUUAUGUAUUAUGCACGUCGAUGCGCGUGCCAGAGCGUAUACUAAAGAAGAGCUACACAUUGUAAAGAGUCGAGCGUCUUCAUCUAAAAUUAAUUUUCACCACUUAAAAUUCACCUCGAUCAAUGAUCAUCUUGACUUCGCUAAGAGUGCUGGAGCCUUUGAAAGACGACUUAAUCACUCAAACUUUUUGAGCAGUUGGAGGUAAAUUUUCUCUGUUGGGGAAACAUAAUGACUUGAAAUAUUAUUUCAAAUAAGGAUGUGGCGACCUUGAUCGUAUCUAAUGUUUUAUCGGUGAAACACACGUGACAAACCAGUUCCUUGUAAUUCAGAAUUCAGCUCAAAAUAGUUUGAGAAUAACAAUAACGAAUUAUAUAUUGAUUGUAUCUUCAUUUUUGUCUGAACUUUUUCUAAUAAUAUUUUACAAAACUUUCCGAAUUUCCAUAUUAAAUCAAUGUUGGGCUGAGUAAAUCUAUUGUUUCAAGAAGUAUUUGUCAAAGAUAAUUUCCCUCAUUAUCUACCCAUUAGAGUUUCUACAGCGGGGCUUGAUAACCACAGGAAGCUCGGACGAACUAUCGGCGGGCACCGGAUGGCCUAUCUUAGCAGACGACACGCCAUUCAACAAUCCAAACGUCUUUAUGACAAAGAUGCCUCGGAUUCCAUUAGACAUUGCAUCGAUUUUUCCACAAAUCAUCUACUUUAAGUCAAGAGACUAUAUUUACUUUUUUGGAAUGAAAUAGAUAAAAUAUUGAUUAUUCUUCGCAGAAUCUAAGACGAUUUCUAUACCCUUUAUGACAUCGGUCUUGGCAUUCAUCAUGUGUUUUUGUGCUUUGCCGAGGUCAGAUGCUGAUGAAGAUGUUGAAGGCAUAUGUCUUUGUCUGUUUAGGCUUAGCUCGCUGUAUAGUGGAGACAAAAGUGAACACAUUAAAUAUGGGUAAUAAAAUUACGAAAAUCAGAAUUCCCAUGCAGUAAAUUGGAGUAGUGGUCAGUUAACAGGAAUUUCACAAACUGUGACGUGCUUUAGAACUCCGUUCCUAGCAAAAAUGAAAGCUGGAAAUGUUGGAACAAACUUGCGCGUAUUUGCACGCGAGUUUAACCCAUCCAAACUAUCACCAGUAGAUAGGCUGCGUUUUAUCUUGUAAACAGUAAAAACGUCAGACUCAAUGGCUAAUAAACCUACAAUAAGUAGCCAACUCCAGUUGGAUUUUAGAAAUGUUUCUUAAGUCGACAAGUGAAAGCUGUCCAUCUAAUUGUUUGUAUUACAAAUCCUCCCAAUUUUUAUCUAUAAAGGGAAAUUAGAAGAAGGCUAAAUGAAUAUGUCAUAGGACAACUCCGAUAUACCUGUACUAUGACGUCGCCAUGUAUUUUUAUGAGGAGGGGGUGUCACUCAGAUCACCUCGGUCGAUUCCAUCUAGAUGAAGAGUACCGAAAUCUGCCGAAGUUGGCCGAAUGGGGGGAGGGGUGCAUGUAUGCUACUCAGGUUUGUAAACUGUUGACGGGACCCAGUCAAGUUUAUCAGAACACGAGCUCGUAACUAUAGUUACCGUUAGCGAGUCAAAGGGUGGACUAAUGAAGCACAAUUUUACUUCUACAUCAAAGUCAUUUAAAAUAGAUUUAGCAGCACGUGGUAAGAUGGUGGUCAUAAACAUGGUAAAUAUAAAAACCAAGGACGGGGAUUCCGCAUUGGUCUGUCUAAGGCACUGUGUUAUCAUGUUGCUGUUGGACCAGAAUUUAGAUACUGUACAUGGAAAAUACCAUUUCAGAACGAAAAAUAAAUAAGUAGCGAAAAUGCAUAUAUAUACUGUGAAAAAAUAACAUGAGGGAUAUUUGAGUCCAUUGGGUGCAUUUUCACAAGCGGUCAGUCUAUGAAAAAAUGCUUAUGUCGUAAACAAGUAGACCCCCGUAUACGUAAGUGAAGCAUAGUAUGGCUAUUGAAUGUCGCAUUGUGUUACCCUGUAGCCGACAGAGGGUGUCUGGCGCGUUAUCAGAGGCUUAAUCAGUAGUACUCUGCAGACUCCGAGGUCUGGGAACCACCGAAACGAUAGUGGUGGGAACCAGUCAAAAGACCUUAACAGACAAUUAAGCUGACACUUUACACUCGUAACACGUCGUAAUGUAACAUCAGGAACGGGGGCCGCGCGGCGUUUAUUUUCACAUGACAAUUCCAUCAGAUAAUUUUAUGUCUAUAUUUGUUUUUUCGGUGAUAUUAGUUUAGAACAAAAUUAUAUUGCGAGGAGGAUCAAAUUCCUCACUAAUUUUUAGCACAAGGACGGAGUUAUUGUAGAACAAAUUCUGAUGACAAUAUGGCAGCGUCUUUGGUUACCUGUAUUAUAAUGGGAAUAACAUACGAAGCCCGCUUAUGAGUUACGUAAAUGAGAUUUUAAAUUGGAGUGCAUCAUCUGUAGACGUGUAUAUAUAUUGACUCAGAUAAACACUAUAUGAGAAUUGAUAUGCAACACUUGAAUUACCAUGAAACUAGAUAGGUCCAAUAUAUUGAUUUGAUUUUAUUUGAAAGGAAGUUUAGAUCAGACAUCUUUUUAUAUAUAUUUUGUAAUUUCAUAUCUUCCGUCUGCGAUGUCAGAUGAUAAUACAGGGGUCACAUGUGCCCUCCAUUGCAUGGGUUUGCCAAAGAUCGCCUUUGUUCAUCGUUGACUAUGAAUUCGAGAUACAACAAUCGGUACCGAUUCAUUUCGCAAGUCUUGCAUGUAUGAAUACUCUUGAAAAGGACUAUGCAGAAUCUACUAUGAACGAACUCUUGGGUCUCUAUGGAUUUGAAAAAUUCGACAGAGCAGAAACAGAAAAUCUCAACGUAGAUAGAUUCACCAGCCCCGGAGCAGACGAUCGCCUGUCGCCGUUAGAUGACGCUUCCCGUGAUGACGUCAGCGUAGACAGUUGCGAUAGUUCUUCUGGAAGAAGUGACCUUUCCAAGUAUACCAGAAGUCGAAGUGAUAGUGAGACCAAUCUUGCUGCGCAACACCGCAACCUAGUCACGGCUCUUACCAAGCAACACGGAUUAACGGGUGCCCCUGAGGGAACUAUUCCAUCUGGCUCCAUUGUCUGCGCCUGGUGUCAGAAGUUAGGCGUCAAACUGUUUACCCUGAAAACAAGCACCUCUACUAAGGCUUUCUGCAGCGAGCUUUGCUUUGAUCAGUGUCGAAGAGCAUCUUUCAAAAAGAACAAAAUUUGUGACUGGUGUAAACACGUACGUCACACCGUGAAUUACGUAGACUUCCAGGACGGUGAAACACAGCUACAAUUUUGUAGUUCUAAGUGUUUGAAUCAGUACAAGAUGAACAUAUUUUGUAAAGAGACACAGGAACAUUUACAACAGAUUUCUCCAACGGAAAGUAAAUCUGAUCACGAGGGAUCUUCUUCUGAUCAACAGAUUCUCAUAACCCCUGACCUCUGGCUCCGCAAUGCAAAGCACAACAACGCCAAAUCCAGAAGAAGGGAUUCAGAAGCGAUUGCAAAUGAGGAACACGCUGAGAAAUCCUCGCAACAUUUGUCACAGAAAUCUGAUUCAAAAUCUGAUCAAAGCAGACGACAAUCUUCGCCAUCUGCUUCCUCAAGUUCCGAUAAACUUCCUGUUAUGAACAGAAGUAUUUUGGAAAGAAUGCACAGUCGUGACAAAAGCAAGCGAGCUUCACUGAAAGAGAGUUAUCAUGAGAGAUCAGUCCCAAGUUCGAAGUCCCCGGAUGCUGUACAAUCUAGUCUUGGAAUGCCCAUCAUGCAUCCCCAUAUGUGGUCACCAGCAUUCGGAAUGGGCAUGCCACCUAUGGGAGCCGUACCUCCCUGGUUUUAUCCAGGAUUCAUGUCCCCUGGGUUCAUGCCUCCAAACAUGCCCUUGGAUGGUUUACCAGUGUUACCUCCAAGGACGGAAACACCCACUACGUCAAACGUCAAACGGUUUCCCGUUUCACCAACCUACGACAGCGAGUCUUCGAAAACCGCAAACGAGGAUCGAGGUCGCACGUCUUCUAGACAUACAUCAUCAGCGCGGAGUAAUACACCCCGGUCCGGUACGCCACGGAAUGCGUCAUUUUCAACCCCAACUCCUCCUAACGUGGCCAGCCUUCCGAGUUGUUUAGGGAUUUAUGGACAAAAUGGGAUGAGCUCCGCAACGUUAGGGGGUAUCCCGCCCCUUACGAUGAUUCUCCCCGUGCCCGUCCCACUGCCGAUGCCCAUACCUAUACCCCUGCCUCUGCCCAUCACAAUGGACAAAAUACUGGAAGUGUACAACAAGAAAAAAGACGAUACACGGUCGACAAUUCAAAUUAAAUCUGAACCUAAUCUCGAACCUGAGAGAAAAGACUACACGCGAUUCAAAGGGGAUGUGAACGAAAAUGAAACGUCUUCAAGAGACUUUCUGUCGUGUGCGUCUUGUAGUUCGGACAGAAGUGAAAGUGUGAAUUCAUGUGGGUCUACAAUGUCAGAAUUACGUUAUACCACUCAGUCCGAUCUCUUGAAACGUUCGUAUUCCCCCAAUACGGAGGGAACUUUAGAUCUCUCGAAACGAGCGCGUUUAGAUGACUCUUUUUCAGACCAGUCUUGCGAUGGUGCAAUAGAUUUGUCGAACACCGCUUACAGCAGAAAUAAGGUUUAUAAAGGAAAGGAAAAUAAAGACAAUGUUGAAGCAGACAGUUCACCGGGACAAGGAUCGGAGAGGCACAGCGUAAACGGAGAUUCCGGAUUAAAGAUACCCAAAAUUCACAUCAUCAGUCCCCGCCAGGAGCCGCCUCUGUCGCAACAAUUACCUCUCCCCCCUGUCGAUCCAAAGUACGCGAGUAGACGGGGACUUAUUCUGGAUGCUCCAUGCGUUGCUAAAAAACCGAGGAGUCCCUCCCCUGACCGUCGAUCUUAUUCCCGAUCGGUUCCGAAAGACGUCAUGGAGGCUGCCAGGCGGAGGUGUAUGAGAGCGAGAAUAAAAACCAAGUGACUGUGACUCGAUUCUAUGUUGGAUUAAAUGUGACACCAUUCUUAUUCAAUUAAUUCAAUGAAUGUGACACAAUUCCGAAUUAUUUGAUUAAGUGACUGUGACAAAAUUUUGAGAUAUUUGACCAUAUGACUAUGACACAGUUCUGAUAUAUUUCACUAUAAAUGAUUGUAAUGCAAUUCUGAGAUAUUUGACUAAAUUACUAUGACAAAGUUCUGAUAUAUUUGACUAAAUUACUAUAACAAAAUUCUGAGACACAAUUAUGAUAUAUUUGAUUAAAUGACCGAGACUCUGCUCUGACAGUUUAUAAUUUCAAUGCAAAUCAAACAAAAUGUGGAGGUUUUCUUACACCGAUGGUGUUUUAAUCAAUCCAGUUGUAAUUGUGUACUAUUCUAUGUAAGGUAUCUGUAUGUAAUUAUAGUGUCUUAGGACAUGAUACAUUCAAGGGCCAUUCCUAUGUAAAACUGGGAGUGAGCUGCUUAGAGUCCCUUUAUCAUUUACUAUGAUGUGCAAUUGUUGGUAAAAAUGUGCAAUAUAUCUUCUGAAAUGUUGAGAGCGUCUAAUGGUCGCCGCUUAUGUCGCUAAAUUAUUGUCAGGGCGUCUAAUGCCAUGGUCUUCGUUAGUAUCACCUUUUCUUGUUUAUGUUUGUGCAGGAUUGUUGAUAGUUUUGCCGCUUUCUGUAAGUAGCACAUCGUAGUAUUAUAUCAGUGUUUACUAAAGGAAAAAUCCAUUAUUUUUGAAAUAAAAUGUGAUAGUGCUAAA